Molecule: messenger RNA, 2873 nt
Organism: Sorex fumeus (smoky shrew)
Lineage: Eukaryota; Metazoa; Chordata; Mammalia; Eulipotyphla; Soricidae
Gene: NFATC4
Product: nuclear factor of activated T cells 4
Exons: 10
Coding region: 128-2833 (901 amino acids)
Biological process (GO): calcineurin-NFAT signaling cascade; regulation of transcription by RNA polymerase II; cytokine production
Cellular component (GO): transcription regulator complex
Molecular function (GO): DNA-binding transcription factor activity, RNA polymerase II-specific; RNA polymerase II cis-regulatory region sequence-specific DNA binding; transcription factor binding
Source: RefSeq, a predicted model, not a curated record
GGAGGCGGCAGCGGCGGAGGAGGGGGCGUCCCGGAGAAGGGGAGGGCGGGAGCCGCGGGUGCAGCUUCGGCAGCCUCCUGCGCUCCCCCUCCCACCCAGACCGGGACCGGGGGCUCUGGCCGGACCCAUGGGGGCAGCGAGCUGCGAGGAUGAGGAGCUGGAGUUUAAGCUGGUGUUCGGGGAGGAAAAGGAGGCCCCCCCGCUGGGCGCGGGGGGGUCGGGGGAAGAACUGGACUCCGAGGACGCCCCGCCAUGCUGCCGCCUGACCCUGGGGGAGCCCCCUCCCUACGGGGCCGCCCCCAUCGGCAUCCCCCGGCCCCCGCCGCCGCGGCCGGGCAUGCACUCGCCGCCGCCCCGGCCCGCACCGUCCCCGGGCACCUGGGAGAGCCAGCCGGCGCGCUCCGUGAGGCUGGGGGGCGCGGGCGCGGGCGCGGGGGCCGCCGGGGGCGGCCGUGUGCUCGAGUGCCCCAGCAUCCGCAUCACGUCCAUCUCCCCCACGCACGACCCGCCCGCCGCCCUCGACGACCACCCCGACGCCUGGGCCGACGGCUCUCCCCGGGAGUACCCCGCGCCCGAAGGCUUCGCGGGCUACCGGGAGGCGGGGGGCCCGGCCGGGGGCCCCUUCUUCAGCCCCAGCCCGGGCAGCAGUAGCCUGUCCUCGUGGAGUUUCUUCUCCGACGCCUCGGACGAGGCCGCGCUGUACGCCGCCUGCGACGAGGUGGAGUCGGAGCUGAACGAGGCGGCCUCGCGCUUCGGCCUGGGCUCGCCUCUGCCCUCGCCCCGGGCGUCCCCGCGGCCCUGGACCCCCGACGACCCCUGGAGCCUGUACGGCCCCAGCCCGGGGGCCCGGGGGCCCGAGGACAGCUGGCUGCUCCUCAGCGCCCCUGGGCCCAGCCCGGCCUCCCCGCGGCCCGCCUCUCCCUGCGGCAAGCGGCGCUAUUCCAGCUCGGGGACCCCGUCGUCCGCCUCCCCGGCUCUGUCCCGGCGGGGCAGCCUGGGGGAGGAGGGGCCUGAGCCCCCGCCACCCCCUCCGUUGCCUCUGGCCCGGGAUCCCGGCUCCCCCGGUCCCUUUGACUAUGUGGGGGCGGCCCCCGCCGAGAGCAUCCCGCAGAAGACGCGGCGGACUUCCAGCGAGCAGGCGGUGGCCCUGCCCCGGCCCGAGGAGCCCGCCCCGUGCAACGGGAAGCUGCCCGCAGGGCCCGAGGAGGCCGCUGCCCCUCCUGGGGGCCCUCGGAAGGAGGUGGCUGGCAUGGACUACCUGGCCGUGCCCUCCCCACUGGCUUGGUCCAAAGCCCGGAUUGGGGGACACAGCCCCAUCUUCAGGACCUCUGCCCUCCCCCCUCUGGACUGGCCCCUGCCCAGCCAGUAUGAGCAGCUGGAGCUGAGGAUCGAGGUGCAGCCCAGAGCCCACCACCGGGCCCACUAUGAGACGGAGGGCAGUCGGGGAGCUGUCAAGGCUGCCCCUGGUGGUCACCCCGUGGUCAAGCUCCUGGGCUACAGCGAGAAGCCCCUGACCCUGCAGAUGUUCAUUGGCACGGCGGAUGAGAGGAACCUGAGGCCUCACGCCUUCUACCAGGUGCACCGGAUCACGGGCAAGAUGGUGGCCACGGCCAGCUACGAGGCUGUGGUCAGUGGCACCAAGGUGCUGGAGAUGACCCUGCUUCCUGAAAACAACAUGGCAGCCAACAUCGACUGUGCGGGAAUAUUGAAGCUUCGGAACUCAGACAUCGAGCUGCGCAAGGGCGAGACAGACAUCGGGCGCAAGAAUACGCGGGUGCGGCUGGUGUUCCGUGUGCACGUGCCACAGGGCAGCGGGAAGGUCAUCUCCGUGCAGACGGCAUCGGUGCCCAUUGAAUGCUCCCAGCGCUCGGCCCAGGAGCUGCCCCAGGUGGAGGCCUAUAGCCCCAGCGCCUGCUCGGUGCGCGGAGGGGAUGAGCUGGUGCUGACUGGCUCCAACUUCUUGCCAGACUCCAAGGUGGUGUUCAUCGAGCGGGGCCCUGAUGGAAAGCUACAGUGGGAAGAGGAGGCCACAGUGAACCGAGUGCAGAGCAAUGAGGUGACAUUGACCCUGACCAUCCCUGAGUACAGCAACAAGCGGGUGUCCCGGCCAGUCCAGGUUUACUUUUAUGUCUCCAACGGACGGAGGAAGCGCAGCCCGACCCAGAGCUUCAAGUUUCUGCCUGUGAUCUUCAAGGAGGAGCCGCUGCCGGAUUCAUCUCUCCGGGGCUUUCCCUCAGCGCCAGGCCCCCCCUUUGGCACUGACAUGGACUUCUCCCCUCCCAGGCCUCCCUACCCCUCUUAUCCCCCCGAAGACCCCACUUACGAAACUCCUUACAUGUCAGAAGGCUUCAACUAUGGCACGCCGCCUCUGUACCCCCAGACAGGCCCCCCACCGUCCUACAGACCUGGCCUGCGGAUGUUCCCGGAGACUGGGGCUACUGCAGGCUGCGCCCGUCCAUCUCCAGUCCCCUUCCUACCCCGGCCCUACCCUAGUGACCCCUAUGGAGGACGGGGCUCCCCGUUUCCCCUGGGGCUGCCGUUCCCUCCUCCAGCCCCCUUUCGGCCCCCGCUGCCAUCAUCCCCGCCACUUGAAGGCCCCUUCCCUCCCCAGAGUGGUGUCCACCCCCCACCUCCUGAGGGCUACAGUGAGGUAGGGCCAAGCUACUGCCCAGGGGAAGGGGCUCCGGAGCAGGAGAAAUCCAGAGGCGGCUACAGCAGCGGCUUCCGGGACAGCGUGCCCAUCCAGGGGAUCACGCUGGAGGAAGUGAGCGAGAUCAUCGGCCGAGACCUGAGCGGGUUCCCUUCACCUCCUGGAGAAGAGCCUCCAGCCUGAGCCUGGCUGAAUCAUCUGCCCGGCCCCGCCCACUGAACCU